CCUCCUCCGCGUCACCGGCUCCCCGAAGUGACCACAACAUGGCUGCGGCGCCUGGGCUGCUCGUCUGGCUGCUCGUGCUCGGGCUGCCCUGGCGGGUACCGGGCCAGCUGGACCCCAGCACUGGCCGGCGCUUCUCGGAGCACAAACUCUGCGCGGACGACGAAUGCAGCAUGUUAAUGUACCGCGGUGAGGCUCUAGAAGAUUUCACAGGCCCGGAUUGUCGUUUUGUGAAUUUUAAAAAAGGUGAUCCUGUAUAUGUUUACUAUAAACUGGCAAGGGCAUGGCCUGAAGUUUGGGCUGGAAGUGUUGGGCGUAUUUUUGGAUAUUUUCCAAAAGAUUUAAUCCAGGUAGUCCAUGAAUAUACCAAAGAAGAGCUACGAGUUCCAGCAGAUGAGACGGAUUUUGUUUGUUUUGAUGGAGGAAGAGAUGAUUUUGAUAAUUAUAAUGUAGAAGAACUUUUAGGGUUUUUGGAACUGUACAAUUCUGCAGCUGGAGAUUCCGAGAAAGCUGUAGAAAAAACUUCACAGGAUAUGGAAAAAAACUCUGAAUUAUCUAUGGAAAGGGAACCUGAACCUGACCCAGUAGAAGCCAACUCAGAGGAAAGCGAUAGUGUAUUCUCAGAAAACACUGAGGAUCUUCAGGAACAGUUUACAACUCAGAAGCACCACUCCCACGCAAACAGCCAAGCAGAUCAUGCUCAGGGAGAGCAGCCUUCAUUUGAAUCUUUUGAAGAAAUGCUGCAAGAUAAACUAAAAGUGCCAGAAAGUGAAAACAACAAAACCAGCAAUAGUUCUCAGGUCUCAAAUGAACAGGAUAAGAUUGAUGCCUAUAAACUUUUGAAAAAAGAAAUGACUCUAGACUUGAAAACCAAAUUUGGCUCAACAGCUGAUGCACUUGUAUCUGAUGAUGAGACAACCAGACUUGUUACUUCAUUAGAAGAUGAUUUUGAUGAGGAAUUGGAUGCUGAGUAUUAUGCAGUUGGAAAGGAACAUGAGGAGAACCAAGAAGACUUUGAUGAGUUGCCAUUACUUACCUUUACAGAUGGGGAAGAUGUGAAAACUCCAGCAAAGUCUGGAGUUGAGAAAUAUCCAACAGAUAAAGAGCAGAAUUCAAAUGAAGAGGAUAAGAUUGAGCUAACUGUGCCCCCUGGCAUCAAAAAUGAUGAUAAAAAUAUACUAACAACCUGGGGGGACACUAUCUUCUCUAUUGUCACAGGAGGUGAAGAAAAUAGAGGUACGAUGGAUUUAGAGAGCUCUAGUUCAGAGGAAGAAAAAGAUGAUGAUGAUGCAUUAGUCCCAGAGAGCAGACUGGGGAAACCACAGUCAGCAACAGAUUAUAGUGACCCUGACAAUGUAGAUGAUGGUCUUUUGAUUGUAGAUGUUCCUAAAACAAAUAAUGACAAAGACCCGGAAGUAAACACAGACCAUCACAUUAAAGGAAAAGGGAGGGGAGUUCAGGAAUCCAAGAGGGGCCUGGUACAAGAUGAGACAGAAUUAGAGGAUGAAAAGCAAGAAGGCAUGACUGUGCACAGUUCUGCUCACAGCAAUAACCUCAACUCUAUGCCAGCUGCUGAAAAGGGUAAAGACUCAUUAAAAUCAGCUUAUGAUGAUAAAGCAAAUGACCUAAAAGGAGCAGCUAUUCAUAUCUCAAAAGGAAUGCUCCGUGAAGAAAAGCCUGGAGAGCAGAUUUUGGAAGGUGGCUCAGAGAGUGAAUCUGCACAGAAAGCUGCAGGGAAUCAAAUGAAUGACAAAAAGAUUCAACAGGAAUCCUUGCGUAAUGCACCACUCAUGGGAGAUAACCACCCUAACGCAUCCAGAGACAGUGUGGAGGGAGACGCUUUGGUUAAUGGGGCCAAACCUCACACGCUUUCACUGGAGCAUCAACGUGAGGAAUUGAAAGAGGAAUUAGUUCUUAAAACUCAAAAUCAACCUAGAUUCUCCUCUCCAGAUGAGAUUGAUUUGCCCAGAGAACUGAAAGAUGAGGUUCCCAUUCUGGGAGGAAAUCUUUCCUGGCAACAAGAAAGAGAUGUGGCUGCCACAGUCAAUAAGCAAAUGAGUGAGAAGAUAAGGCUGUCUGAGGGAGAAGCCGAAGAGGACUCCUUGGAUGAAGAGUUUUUUCAUCACAAGGCAAUGCAGGGCACACAGAGAGUAGGACAGACAGACCAAACUGACAGCACAGGAGGACCAGCUUUCCUUUCUGAAGCAGAAGAGGACGAUUAUCCCUCUGAAGAACUACUAGAGGAUGAAAACGCUGUAAGUGCAAAACGGUCUAAAGAAGAAAACCCUGGGAAUCAGGGCAGGCAGUUUGAUGUUAAUCUGCAAGUCCCUGACAGAGCGGUUUUAGGGACCAUUCAUCCAGAUCCAGAAAUUGAAGAAAGCAAGCAAGAAACUAGCAUGAUUUUAGAUAGUGACAAAAGUGACACUGCUGCCAAAGGGGUCAACACAGGAGGCAGGGAACCAAAUACAGUGGUGGGAAAAGAACGCCCUCUGGCAGAUGAGAAAGCACAGAGGCAAUCUGAAGGAAGUGACUUUUCUGACAGCAUAAAAACUCAGACUCCAGAAUUAGGUGAAAUGUUUCAGAAUAAAGAUUCUGAUUAUCUGAAGAACAACAACCCUGAGGAACAUCUGAAGACCUCAGGGCUUGCAGGGAAGCUUGAGGGAGAACUCUCAAAAGAGGACCAUGAGAACACAGAGAAAUACGUGGGCACAGAAAGCCAGGGUUCUGCUGCUACACACCCUGAAGAUGACUUGUUCCUCUGGACUCCACAUACAAGUGUAGAGCCAGAGUAUAGUUACAAGAGGGAGGACUUGCUUAUCAUAAGCAGCUUCUUUAAAGAGCAACAGUCUUUGCAGCGGUUCAAGAGGUACCUUAAUGCCUAUGAGAUGGAAGCCUUGCUACAAGAAAUGUCAUCAAAACUGAAGUCAGCACAGCAGGAGAGCCUGCCCUAUAAUAUGGAAAAAGUCCUAGAUAAGGUCUUCCGUGCUUCUGAGUCACAAAUUCUGAGCAUAGCAGAAAAAAUGCUUGAUGCUUAUGUGGACGAACAUAGAGAUAUGGGAAUGCAGGUCAUAUUUGAAGAGGCUGCAGUGCUUGAUGACAUUCAAGACCUCAUCUAUUUUGUCAGGUACAAGCACUCCACAGCAGAGGAGACAGCCACACUGGUGAUGGCACCACCUGUAGAGGAAGGCUUGGGUGGAGCAAUGGAAGAGAUGCAACCACUGCAUGAAGAUAAUUUCUCACAAGAGAACACAGCAGAACUUAACGUGCAGGUUUCUGAAGAGCCCACCCAUUUGGGCCAGCAUGUGAUUGGGGACACUCAUGCCUCGGAAGUUUCAACGAAGCCAAAUGCUGAGAAAGACUUGGACCAGCAUGUGAUCCGGGAUACUCAUGCCUCGGAAGUGUCACCGAAGCCAAAUGCUGAGAAAGACUUGGACCAGCAUGUGAUCCGGGACACUCAUGCCUCAGAAGUGUCACCGAAGCCAAAUGCUGAGAAAGACUUGGACUGGCGUGUGAUCCGGGACACUCAUGCCUCGGAAGUGUCACCAAAGCCAAAUACUGAGAAAGACUUGGACCCAGGGCCAAUUACAGGAGAAGACACUCCUAUGGAUGCUAUUGAUGCAAACAAGCAACUAGAGACAGCUGCCGAAGAGCCAGCAAGUGUCACAGCUUUGGAAAAUGCAAUCCUUCUAAUGUAUUCAUUCAUAUUUUAUUUAACUAAGUUGCUAGUUGCUACAUUGCCUGAUGAUGUUCAGCCUGGGCCUGAUUUUUAUGGAUUGCCGUGGAAACCUGUGCUUAUCACUGCCUUCUUGGGAAUUGUUUCGUUUGCCGUUUUCUUCUGGAGAACUGUCCUUGUUGUGAAGAGUAGAGUAUAUCAAGUCACGGAACAGCAAAUUUCUGAGAAGUUGAAGAUUAUCAUGAAAGAAAAUACAGAACUUGUACAAAAAUUGUCAAAUUAUGAACAGAAGAUCAAGGAAUCAAAGAAACAUGUUCAGGAAACCAGGAAACAAAAUAUGAUUCUCUCUGAUGAAGCAAUUAAAUUUAAGGAUAAAAUCAAGACACUUGAAAAAAAUAAUGAAAUUCUGGGUGACGCAGCUAAAAAUCUUCGUGUUAUGUUAGAGUCAGAGAGAGAACAGAAUGUCAAGAAUCAGGACUUGAUAUCAGAAAACAAGAAAUCUAUAGAGAAGUUAAAGGAUGCUAUUUCAAUGAAUGCCUCAGAAUUUUCAGAGGUUCAGAUUGCGCUUAAUGAAGCUAAGCUUAGUGAAGAGAAGGUGAAGUCUGAAUGCCAUCGGGUUCAAGAAGAAAAUGCUAGGCUUAAGAAGAAAAAAGAGCAGUUGCAGCAGGAAAUCGAAGACUGGAGUAAAUUACAUGCUGAGCUCAGUGAGCAAAUCAAAUCAUUUGAGAAGUCUCAGAAAGAUUUGGAAGUAGCUCUUACUCACAAGGAUGAUAAUAUUAAUGCUUUGACUAAUUGCAUUACACAGUUGAAUCGGUUAGAGUGUGAAUCUGAAUCUGAGGGUCAAAAUAAAGGUGGAAAUGAUUCAGAUGAAUUAGCAAAUGGAGAAGUGGGAGGUGACCAGAAUGAGAAGAUGAAAAAUCAGAUUAAGCAGAUGAUGGAUGUCUCUCGGACACAGACUGCAAUAUCGGUAGUUGAAGAGGAUCUAAAACUUUUACAACUUAAACUAAGAGCCUCUGUGUCCACUAAAUGUAACCUGGAAGACCAGAUAAAGAAAUUGGAAGAUGACCGCAACUCACUACAAGCUGCCAAAGCUGGACUGGAAGAUGAAUGCAAAACCCUGAGGCAGAAAGUGGAGAUUCUGAAUGAACUCUAUCAGCAGAAGGAGAUGGCUUUGCAAAAGAAACUGAGUCAAGAAGAGUAUGAACGACAAGAAAGAGAGCACAGGCUGUCAGCUGCAGAUGAAAAGGCAGUUUCGGCUGCAGAGGAAGUAAAAACUUACAAGCGGAGAAUUGAAGAAAUGGAGGAUGAAUUACAGAAGACAGAGCGGUCAUUUAAAAACCAGAUUGCUACCCAUGAGAAGAAAGCUCAUGAAAACUGGCUCAAAGCUCGUGCUGCAGAAAGAGCUAUAGCUGAAGAGAAAAGGGAAGCUGCCAACUUGAGACACAAAUUAUUAGAAUUAACACAAAAGAUGGCAAUGCUGCAAGAAGAACCUGUGAUUGUAAAACCAAUGCCAGGAAGACCAAAUACACAAAACCCUCCACGGAGAGGUCCUCUGAGCCAGAAUGGCUCUUUUGGCCCAUCCCCUGUGAGUGGUGGUGAAUGCUCCCCUCCAUUGACAGUGGAGCCACCCGUGAGACCUCUCUCUGCUACGCUCAGUCGGAGAGAUAUGCCUAGAAGUGAAUUUGGAUCAGUGGACGGGCCUCUACCUCAUCCUCGAUGGUCAGCUGAGGCAUCUGGGAAACCCUCUCCUUCUGAUCCAGGAUCUGGUACAGCUGCCAUGAUGAACAGCAGCUCAAGAGGCUCUUCCCCUAACAGGGUAAUCGAUGAAGGCAAGCAAACUGUUCUGCAAGAGCCUGAAGUCCCCUCAGUUCCCAGCAUUACAUCUUUGGCUGAGCAUCCAGUAGCAGUUAAUAUGGCUCCAAAAGGGCCCCCUCCUUUCUCAGGAGUCCCUCUCAUGAGCACCCCUAUGGGAGGCCCUAUACCACCACCCAUUCGAUAUGGACCACCACCUCAGCUCUGCGGACCUUUCGGGCCUCGGCCACUUCCUCCACCCUUUGGCCCUGGUAUGCGUCCACCACUAGGCUUAAGAGAAUUUGCACCAGGCGUUCCACCAGGAAAACGGGACCUGCCUCUCCACCCUCGGGAAUUUUUACCUGGACACACACCAUUUAGACCUUUAGGUCCACUUGGCCCAAGAGAGUACUUUAUUCCUGGUGCCCGAUUACCACCCCCAACCCAUGGUCCCCAGGAUUACCCACCACCACCUGCUGCAAGAGACUUACCGCCAUCAGGCUCUAGAGAUGAUCCUCCUCCUGCCUCUCAGAGCACUAGCCAGGACUGUUCACAGGCUUUAAAACAGAGCCCAUAACUAUGACCUCUGACAUUUUGUUGGAGAGAAAGUGUACUGUGCAUUAUUCAUUACAGUAAAAGAUUUCAUUGGCUUCAAAAUACAAAACUUUAUUUUAAAAGGUCUGUUGUUAGAACUGCGCUGCCUCGGCAGUGUGCAUUUUUGAGCCAAACAAUUCAGAAAUGUCAUUUCUUCCCUAAAUAAGACACCUUUUAAGCUAGAGCAUCCUUACAACUUUGAAAUGUGCAAUAAAGAAUACCUGUGUUUUAGCUAAUGUAGCAUAUGUAAUUGCUAAAUGAUUUAGAAUGUCAUGAAAAAUAUGAACAUUUCCUGUGGAAAUGCUUUAAGAACAUGUAUUUCCAUUAUCCUAUUUUUAGUGUACACCAGCUGAAUACGGAGCAAUGGUGUUUAUAAGCGUUUUUUUUUUUUUUAAACUAUCUGGUCACAAAGACUGUUACGCUAAAAAUGUUUACUAAAAGAUCACUAAACUU
This is a messenger RNA of Macaca mulatta (Rhesus monkey), 6508 nucleotides long. It is a transcript of the gene MIA3, whose product is annotated as MIA SH3 domain ER export factor 3. The record is from RefSeq and is a predicted model, not a curated record. NCBI's taxonomy places the organism in Eukaryota, Metazoa, Chordata, Mammalia, Primates, Cercopithecidae. Gene Ontology annotation, cellular component: endoplasmic reticulum membrane; endoplasmic reticulum exit site. Gene Ontology annotation, molecular function: protein binding. Gene Ontology annotation, biological process: protein secretion; endoplasmic reticulum to Golgi vesicle-mediated transport; vesicle cargo loading.